Pseudo-nitzschia multistriata is the source of this 1572-nucleotide messenger RNA. The record is from the annotation of a GenBank genome assembly. Lineage: Eukaryota; Bacillariophyta; Bacillariophyceae; Bacillariales; Bacillariaceae.
AUCCCCCAACUACUGUAUUCAUUAUUGCUAUUGGUGAUAUUUGUUCAGUUGAUCAUAUUGAAACCGACUGGAAAGUGGAUGCAAACAACAUCACUGAAUACAACAAGUACGAGUCUCUAAGAACUUCGGCCUUGUCGAUUUCUGCACAGUUCGACAAUUGAAACAACCAAUAUUAUGAAAUUAGCUGGUCUCAUCCUUUUGUGCUGCCUUCUUAUGCAGGGUGGACACGGAUACAACAUUAUCCGAAAGAAUACCGUUCCAACAACGAAGGAUACCGCUUCUUCAGAGAAGGACACCGCAUCAGCGACCUCGCGCCGGAAUCUUCUCCGGUCAGCUGCGGCCCUCUCCGCGGGAGCCCUACUAGGGAUUGCCAAUGCCGAAAUCGCCGUUGCUGAUGAUGACGUCGACACACCGCUUUAUUUCGGAGUCGGUGUAAGUUCAGGUCUCUGUACGCUUUGACAGUAUGAUGAUUAUUCUUUACACGCUUGAAGUGGUAUCGUCUCAUAGUUCCCUCCUCUUUUCUUAACCUCUAUUUUGUUGAAUYRAAUAUUGGAAAAUGCUCGUCGUCAACUGCGGCAACAACAGUGCUUUUGGCAUAUUCAACACGAAUUUGUUGUGCAAGGAGAAAAAGGAAUUUUGGGCAGAGGACCGCAUCAAUUUACUUCUGCUGCAGGGUACGCUGGAGGGAAAUCUACCGACAAGGAGGGACGUGUCUGUUACCAUAACUUUUCGGGAGUUGCGGACUAUGGAAAGCUAGGGCAUGGAGAAGUGGUUGGAAUGAACAUACCGCAAAGCAAAAUCGGCGAUUUUUCGGAGCUAUACUUUUCUUUGUACAACCCCAAAACAAAAGGUAUGUAGRCCUUCAGUUUAGAGAGUUAYUGCUUUGUGUCCGCUUCAAUUUUCGUGCCGCUCAUCCAACGAUUAUCGGGUUUUGUAUCAAAACGAAAUGCAUUUUCGUGAUAAUCAAUAAUAGAUCGUGUGGAUCCCAUGGACCGUGGAGCAGAAUACCGAAGUUUGAUCGGUCUUCCGGGAGGCAUGAAGCACACAAGCUACCCCUUGGUGGAAUCUGCCGCAGAAAAAGCUGGAUUCAAAUUGGUAGAAGGCAAGGGCAACGAUCCCGAUACACUUGGCAAACAGAUCGUAUACGUGUACGACUCGACCAAGUUUCCCUUUUACCAAGGAGAGGUCUAUCACCAGUACCACAACGACUUCCAGAGCCCUGCGUAUGGAAAGGAAUAUAAUAACUUGGUAGAAGUAGCGCUCGAAGACGGGAGGAUCAAAGGAACUGGGUGCCCUGACCGAUGGUGAGGUUUUGUGUCGGAAUUAUCGAUACAGAUUGCACUCAAUGGUGGAUCCCAAGAUGAGUUUUAUGGUAAUAUCAUUUUAUGAAGACGUAAAAUGAAAACACAUGAAAGAGUUAGGAUUUACAAGAAAACAAAUUAUUUCACCCUCUGUAAGAAUAUUUGAGCAAAAACGUUUUUCAAACAAUUAUUGUAUCAGUACAAGAAGRAGAACCUCUUGCGCAACUUUACCAAUAUUGUGAAACUAGUAGAUUAAAUGCAGAGAGUGAAG